AUGCCUCGUCCAGCAGCCUCGCCGUUUGACAGGAAGCCACGAAGUGCAGAAGAGGAGAACCCCCUUGCUGGGCUUGGCGUUCGCGCUUCAGCAUCGCCAAAGUCGGGAGCUGUCAUGGCACCAUCCUCCGGUGCUCUGUCAAGAAGACGAGCGUCGCCUAAUCAAAACAACGCCAUGUUCGAGUUCGACCCGGAGCUCGUUGCUGCUUUUCAACGCAACAUGAUGUUCUUUCGUCGUGUAUUCAGCCUAGACACCUUCCUCAGGCCCUUGCCAGCGCCAGUGGCACAGUCCAUUGCACGAAGCUUUGGUUUCUUCACAAGCAUCUUCACACAGUUUGUUGAUCCGAAGGGCAUUAAGAACGCACAAAAAGCAAUGGGCAUUCGAAAGGAUGACUCCAGGAUUGUUCGAUGA
Molecule: messenger RNA, 411 nt
Organism: Closterium sp. Yama58-4
Lineage: Eukaryota; Viridiplantae; Streptophyta; Zygnematophyceae; Desmidiales; Closteriaceae
Source: the annotation of a GenBank genome assembly